Molecule: messenger RNA, 1926 nt
Organism: Leptinotarsa decemlineata (Colorado potato beetle)
Lineage: Eukaryota; Metazoa; Arthropoda; Insecta; Coleoptera; Chrysomelidae
Source: RefSeq, a predicted model, not a curated record
AUGGGAAACUCAUCGCCUCAUUUGCUGGCUGGAAUUUUCAUUGAUAAUCUAGAGAACGAAAUACAUAAUAAUCAAGUUUGUUGUACUGUCUUUGGGGUGGGGCUGGUGAGAUUUGCAAACAGCCCUUGUACAGCAAACAGUAACUUAAUAGGGACGUGUUAUAGAAGGAGACAGUGCACGGAUAUAGAUGGAUCGCCAGCCGGAAAUUGUGCUAAUGGAAUAGGAGCUUGUUGUGUCAUUUUGAGAACUUGCGGCGAGACAUCUUCUUACAACAGUACCUACUUCACAAAUGCUGCUUAUCCAACUCCAGUGACUGGAAGUACCAGAUGCACUAUGACCAUACAGAGAUGCAACCCUGAUAUAUGUCAGGUCAGAAUAGAUUUUUUGAAUUUCAACUUGGCUCAACCAAAUGCUAUGGGCGUGUGUAACAGCGAUGCUUUGUUCGUUACUGGAGGAGGAGGUUCAGUUCCUGUAAUCUGUGGAGAAAACACCGGCCAACACAUUUACGUGGAUUUCAAUGGUAACGAUACCAUCAACCUCAUUAUCACAACUUCCGCUACAGGACCAUCUUUAGGACGCGUCUGGAACUUUCUAGUGACGCAGAUCGCAUGCGCUUGUCCAACCCGAGCACCUUCUGGAUGUCUUCAAUUUUUCAACACAACCACUGGAACUGUUUCAAGUUUCAACUAUGGAGUAGGCAGCAACGUUAUAGAUCCAACAACUGGUCUUCCUGGUACCAGACAACUCGUGAAUGAAAAUUAUGGAAUAUGUGUAGGAAUGUUACCAGCCUCAUCCAAACCAUUUGUUCUCACUGUAGUUACAAACGGCGAUGAAGUCAAUGAUGUUGCUAACACUGGAUUUUCUCUCAGUUUCAUGCAGUUACCAUGUGCAAACAAUAUGUUCCUUGGAUGAGCAUUGAUAAUACACAUUCAUUAAAUCGAAGUUUUCCAAAAAUUCAUGUGUAUUCAGUUAGUAGAAAAAAUCAUUAGAGGGUUAUUCACCAGAGCUAAUCUUUUAUGUGACUUUUUGUGCCUCUGUCAUUUACUAUCUACUAAUUCAUCAUAUCCAUCAUCAGAUGAGAGAGAAGUAUGUGAAUUGACUUGUGGUUCUUGGUCGAACGUUAUAUUGGUGAAACGGAAAGAACUUUCUCCAAAAGAAUAACGGAACCUACAAGUAGUUUUUCGAACGAGAAGACCUAUCCAACAUUUGAAAACCAAUAUUGAGGAUUAGGAAUAUGAAUAAUUUUUCCUUGUCGAGUUUGAUUCAUGAUGAUGGAAAUGGUAAUUAGGAUAUAUUUCAAUUGAGGUGAUAUGGGGCAACGAUAGUACUUGUUUCAAUUGAAAGGACAAUUUGAUAGGUUGUUUUACAGAAAUGGUAAAAAUGUAUCAGUUAGGUAAAAAAAGUGUCAUGAUUCAAAUUAUCAUAAUUUAUGAGAAGCACGAUGUGGUAGUGUGUUAUUUUGAUGAAAAAGCAAAAUCAGAUCUAUUCACUUCAAGCUAUUUAUUUUCUAAACUGAGCACUUCAAACGUCAAAAUUCUAAAACUCAUCAGAUGAAUAGAGAUUAAUAAAUUAGUUUGGAUUACUUUCAAUUGAAGUGGUAUUCAGAGUGUGAUUCUUACGUUUAUGUGUCGCCAAACAAUAUAGAGGACAUUAUUUUCAACAAAACUCGAUUAUUUUUAAAUUAGAAACUUUUGCAAGAAUAGAACUGAAGGUUUUUUCAAGCACUUUGAAAAGAUUCUAUAAGAUUCACCAGAAAAUGCAUUUGUUUUGGUUCGUCACGUCCUAACCUCCAAUUUUAGCAUUUGAUGUAUAGAAACCAAACUUCAACUAUCUAUUACUCCAUUCGUAUUGAAUCUUACCUUCUUCUAUGAUGAAUUGUCAAAUGAGUCUAUGGAAUAUUAGUGUGCCCAGUAAAUCAAACAACUA